This is a messenger RNA of Physcomitrium patens, 2692 nucleotides long. RefSeq lists its product as uncharacterized. The record is from RefSeq and is a predicted model, not a curated record. NCBI's taxonomy places the organism in Eukaryota, Viridiplantae, Streptophyta, Bryopsida, Funariales, Funariaceae.
AUUCAUUUUUCAAAAUUGAGCGUUGCCUCAUGACCUCUGACUGUGUGUGUGUUCUCCGUUCUUGCCUUCGUCCCCAAUCGUUGACUCCUUGCGAUUUCCUCACCUUCUGAUUUCCAGCCUCCGUGUGUUCCACUUCAAUUAGGGUGUUUUCGCCACUGUGAGAAUUUUUUUUGAAGUCGUUUGGGCGUGCUGCGAGUACAAAUCUGGUUGUGAUGAGGGUUUCCGAGCUUCGGUUGUGUUUUGGUGGAUUCAACGAUGGCGAAUUUGACCACUAGUAAAGGAAUGGAGGGCUCGGAUAAGAUGUCCGAUUCCGGAGAACUCGGGACAAAGAUGGAGGGAAAGAAUACAGCACUGCAGGAAAAAUGCCAGACUUAUCUGGAUUUGUGGGCUCAUCGCAAGGAACAUCUCCAACAGGCAGACAAAAUGGCCAAGGCUGCCUGUGCAGGUAAACACGCAAACUUUUCGCUGGCAUGCGCAAAUGCUAAGCUCAACGUCUCCCUCACAACUGAGCGGUAUCGCGCUUAUCAAACCGAGUGUAAAUUGGAUGACGCUGCGAUCAAGAUACAUCAUCUAGAAUGGAAUGUAUCGGUCCUGAAAAACUUGAUCCAGAAGGAAAAGGAAAAGGCUCAUGCAGCCGAGCAAAGAGCCAGAACCAUUCUCGAAGCGCAGAAGCAGGUGGAAGCUGCCCAUGCCUUUCACAAGCAGGAAGUAGAGGUAAUUAGGAAGGAGCUUCAUCAGAAGCUUAUAGAAAGCGAUUCAAGGUGCCAAAAAUUGCAGCAUGAAGUUAAGGAGAAGAGCAUGGACCUAAAAAACGGUCAAAAUGAGCUGAGAAAACUGCAGAAGACAUUAGGAGAGAUAGCACGAGCACGUGAUGACGCUCUUGUUCAGGUGUCAUUCCUAUCGUUCGAACUGGCUGAGUUAAAAAAAGAUACUGCUCUUUUCGCCGACAGAAUUGCUGAUCUCGACCCCAAAAACCCUUCUUCAACAAGCUAUAAGCUGCAUGAAAGUAUUCAAAAGAAAGCAGCAGAAAUGGAGAGGCUGUCAUCAGUGAUAGCUUCUAAGGAUGCUAUCAUGGAGGCCUUGCGCGUAGAGAAAGAAUCGUUGCAAACUCAACUUGAGGUCACCACAAAGGAUGUCCUGGGACGGAGGGACGCUUUUGAGGAGAUCCAGAGACAAGCAGCUGCGGCAGAGAAAGAACACAAGAGGGCCCUGAAGGUGUUGGAAAAGGAAUCUGCUGCAGCGAGCAAACUUGUGGCGAAGAAGGAACAAGCGCUACAGAAGCUGAAGCUGCAACUAGAGAAACUACUUGAAGGGCAUCAACAAAUGAAAAAGGAGAAUGCGGAUAACAAAAUACAGCUGAAGGAUCUUGAGAAAAAGUGCACAGAAGCUGCAAACAAAUUGUCUGAGAAAGAGAAUGCCUUGGAUAAAGCUAUGGAAGAGAUUGACGAGCUACGUAUGCAGAAUGCGGGCUUGGCGGUGCUUUUUGAAGAUCGCGAGAACAUAGAGAAGGAGGGAGAAAGCAGCGAACAAAAGCUGAGGGAGCUUGAUUCGCAGAUUGCGACGACUGCCAAGUCCUUGGCUACCAAGGACGAACAAUUGAAGGAAAUAACUCAACGUUUAGAGGAGGUUCACAAGGAAAAUGCAAGUCUUCUAUCAAAGUGCUCUGCUUUGGAAGGGAAUUUGGAGCGCGAAUCCUCCAAGGCGUGCAAAGAAUACAAGCAGAAGUUGGAGCAAAUGGAAGAGCAGUAUAAUGUUGCCAACACUUUGGUGGGUAAACUUGAUAAAAAAAUAGAGAAAAUUACUCAGAAGCUUGCAGAUUCGGAACAAUUACGUACUUCUGUUGAAGAUAGUUGGACACAGCGACACUCAGAGAAGGUGGAAAUGCUAGUGAGUCAAUUGAAGGAGGCUGAAAGGAGAUGUACUGCAGCUACUAGGCUGGGAGAUGAAAAGGAGAAUACGUUGAGAAUGAUUAAGAAACAGCUCGAGGACACUCAGAAAGAAAACGUCAGUCUAAGAACUCGACUUUCUGAUCUUGAGCGACAAGAGGAAAGUGAGAUAAGUUUAGGUGAUCGGGGUCCGAAAAUUCAAAAUGGAAGAGGAGCAGCCGUAGGUGGAGAUGCCUCUAUUCGAAAGCCAUUGGUGGAAAUUUCUGACAAUGAUGUUCGGAGUUCAAGAAGAGUUGCACGGGGCAGGAAAAGCUCCGUGGAGAAUGAAUCAGGUAAAGCAGCAAAACAAAAGAGGGCUGUUGAUCAGGCAGCGGACACCUCGUCAGAUGAUGAAGCUCCUACGCCUGCGCCCAAGAAAGGAUCUACCAGAAAGCGUCAGCUGAAAAAGACAACAGGGGAUGUGGAUCCAACUCCGUCAGCAAAGAGAAGACCUCCAAGAAAUCCGAGCACUGCCAGCAAAAGAUUAGCAAAUCCAGGAGGGAACGCUCUUGCCCAGCUUUUGGUGGGAUCCACUCCCUUACCACCAAAGUCUAUCAGCCUGCAUGCCCCUACAACUGGCUCGAAACGGAAACUCGGAUCUUUCUCUGGGAGCUUAAUGAGAUAAUCUGCCAAAUAGAGUGGUAUGUAUUAUGUAUUAUUUAGAUCCAUUAAUGACUCACUUACGAGAGUUCGUUACAUGUACAAUACGCAAAUUGUCUACCAGUGUGUUUUAUUGAGAUCAAUUUACGAGGGGUGGCACGUGAUUU